Yamadazyma jaroonii is the source of this 753-nucleotide messenger RNA. NCBI's taxonomy places the organism in Eukaryota, Fungi, Ascomycota, Pichiomycetes, Serinales, Debaryomycetaceae. The record is from the annotation of a GenBank genome assembly.
AUGAAUCCAAUGCAAGAUAUCAAAGUUCCAGUUGAAGUUGACCCCAACGAAGACACUGAAUGGAAUGAUAUACUAAGAUCCCAUGGUAUUAUUCCUGAAAAACCCCCAAGUCCAACUUUAGAAUUGGAAAACGCUUUGGACGAAGCCAUUAAGAAACAGCACGAGAAUAGAUUGGAGAACAAAGAGUUAGAUGAAUUAGAUGAGUUAGAAGAUGAAGAAGAUGAAGAGUUUUUAAACUUUUAUAAGAACAAAAGAAUGAAUGAGUUGAAACAAUUCCAAAGUAAAUUGAAAUUUGGUCAAGUUUUCCCUAUAACGAAAAGUGAAUAUGAAAAAGAAGUUACUAAUGAUAGUGAAAAUCAAUUUGUUAUAUUACACAUGUCGUCCGAAUCGUCAUUACAGAGUAGAUUGUUGUCUUCAAUCUUCACCCAAUUAGCUAAAAAGUUUGCUGAUGUCAAAUUCGUUGAUAUCCCUGCCAGAAGAUGUGUUGAGAACUAUCCUGAAGCUAACACCCCAACUAUCUUAAUUUAUAGAAACAAGAAUGUCGUUAGACAAUACAUAACAUUAACUGAGUUAGGUGGGAAUGAUUGUAAUUUGAAAGAUUUGGAAAAUGUAUUGAUAAAGUUCAAAAUCGUGGAUGAGUUCGAUAAGAGAUUGAUCAUUAAUCAAGAAGAAGAUUUCGACGAUAGAAAAUUGAAAUUCACUAAAAGGUCUAUCAGAAAUGAUGAUGAUGAUGACGAUGAUUUCUAUGAUUAG